AUUAUGAAGCCCUGCGGGGGGCAGAGCCUCGGCCAGGCGCUAUGUGGAGUGCGAGCGUAUUCUUCCUCACACAGAUAGUCGUUUGUCAAUUUACUACUGAAAACCCAACAUCAACAACGACAGAAGAACCCCAAACUGUAACAACAUUCUACGCGCUCAGCACAGGAAUCGUUCCCGCACCCGUUAUGCUCAAACUCGGCAACUCAACUAUCGACAGCACGAAGUCAUUCAAAGUCCCCCAACCUUCCCUGGACACUCCGACUUCGAAGCCGAUCAAAGUCGACAUGGUACCACAUGUAGUGUUAAAGAAUACGUACUUCGAUCAUGAUAGGAAGUAUGGCCCGAGUUUUGAAGAUGCCCCUGAUGGGAAUAUUACUAAGAUUACAGUGCAAUUGGGGGAGGAUGCACAUUUGAACUGCAGGAUUAGUUUGCUGCAGGAUAAAACGGUAUCCUGGGUACGCCGCAGAGGCAAAGACGAGAUGCCAGAGCUCCUUACAGUCGGAGCAGUGACAUACGCAGCUGACAACAGAGUGACAGUCGCCAGGAGGUAUCCUGGCAACUGGAGGCUUCUCAUCAGGGAAGUCAAACCUGAUGAUGAGGGAGUUUACGAGUGCCAGAUAUCAACGCACCCGCCUAGAGUCAGCAGGACUUAUCUGCAUGUUAAUACUCCGCAAGUAUGGGUAGUCGACGAGGCCGGAGCACCACUCCUGGAGAAGUACUACGAAGCCGAGUCAACACUAGCGCUGGUCUGCAGAGCAAGGCACGUGGAGACACCAGCCAUGCUGACGUGGCUGCACGAGGGGAGGGCACUCAAUGCUGACACCACUAGGGGAGGGAUCAGUGUAAAGACAGAACAAGUGCCGGGUGGCGCUGACAGCCAGUUGCGGCUCGCACGUGUCAACAGCAGCGAUGCCGGCAACUACACCUGUGCAGUCAGAGGCGCCAGGUCUCAUACCGUGUCUGUGCAUGUACUUAACGAAAGCCUAGCAGAACUGCAUGCCGGGACUCGAUCACUACAUCCACCUACAGUGGGAACGCUCAUUUUACUCCUAACGAUACUUUAUAUAACAGAAGGAACACUGUUCCUAAUACCUGUGAUUUCUUUCGCAGCCCUAGCUUAUAAUGUACCGGCCUUGGGCCAACCAAAUGAACUUUACUUACUGUUGCCAACGUGAUGAAAAGCGUUUAGAACUAUGUAAAUAUACGUUUGAUUAUGAAGAUAAAUUAUGA
Molecule: messenger RNA, 1230 nt
Organism: Helicoverpa zea (corn earworm)
Lineage: Eukaryota; Metazoa; Arthropoda; Insecta; Lepidoptera; Noctuidae
Exons: 6
Coding region: 42-1175 (377 amino acids)
Biological process (GO): synapse organization
Cellular component (GO): neuron projection membrane
Source: RefSeq, a predicted model, not a curated record